GUCGCAGCAUCCGGCCGCAGCCAUGACAACACUCCAAACAUAACCGCCUGCCAGACGAGGCGUGCUGCUUGUCACCUAUACACCGGCUAUUACCGAGGCCAGCCUGGCACCCUAUAACACCGCCCGUCCCCGGCUACAGCCCCGCACAGCAUCCCAAUCAUCAUCCCUCAACUACAAGUCUCCACCAGCUGGAUCACCGACCCCCGCGCGGGGCAUGCUGGGAGAUGUAGUCUGCUGCUCGUACACUGAUUGAGACCCCUGGCCUUCUAGAACUACAAAUCCCGAAACCCCCUACGGCCGGCUGCUCCAUCCCUGAUCACAGCUUCAUUUAUCCCUAUUGUGGUGCUUCUGCUGGGUGAGAGGACGGAGACCCCUCCACUGAGGAGACUCCCAAGAAUGAAUCUGGCCGAGAUGUGCGACAAUGCUAAAAAGGGCAGAGAAUACGCACUGCUUGGAAAUUAUGACUCAUCUAUGGUUUAUUACCAAGGAGUAAUCCAGCAAAUUCAAAAACACUUCCAGAGUAUUAGGGAUCCAGUGGUGAAGACCAAAUGGCAGCAAGUGUGCCAAGAGUUAGUGGAAGAAUAUGAACAAGUGAAAAUUAUUGUAAAUACGUUGGAAUCCUUUAAAAUUGAAAAGCCUGCAGAUUUCCCUGUUGCUUUACAAGAUGAACCGGCGAGGGACCCUGCAGUCUGGCCUCCACCAGUGCCAGCAGAACACAGGGCUCCUCCACAAGUUAGAAGACCCAACAGAGAUGUAAAGCCUUUGCGAAAAGAGUCUCCAGCAAUACAGCCUCAUGGGCCAGUGGGCAGAGCCCAUCCUAUUUCAAAAAACGAGAAACCCUCUAACCGAGACAGGGAUGUCAGAGGCAGGGCGAAAGAUGACAAGGGUCGGAAAAAUCAGCAAGACGUAGGUGGAGAUGGUGAAUUAAAGAAGUUUGAUGGUGCUGGAUAUGACAAAGAUCUGGUUGAAGCUUUGGAGAGGGACAUCAUUUCCAGGAAUCCCAAUAUUCACUGGGAGGACAUUGCUGAUCUAGAGGAAGCAAAGAAGCUAUUAAGAGAAGCUGUAGUCCUGCCAAUGUGGAUGCCUGACUUCUUCAAGGGUAUCAGAAGACCCUGGCGGGGUGUUCUGAUGGUUGGACCGCCUGGAACUGGCAAAACUAUGCUGGCUAAAGCUGUAGCCACAGAAUGCGGAACAACAUUUUUCAAUGUUUCUUCUUCAACAUUAACAUCCAAGUACAGAGGGGAGUCUGAAAAGCUGGUCCGCCUAUUAUUUGAAAUGGCAAGAUUUUAUGCACCUACUACUAUUUUCAUUGAUGAAAUUGACUCGAUUUGCAGCCGUAGAGGAACAUCUGAUGAACACGAGGCCAGUCGAAGAGUCAAGUCUGAGCUUCUCGUUCAGAUGGAUGGUGUUGGAGGUGCCCUGGAAAAUGAUGACCCAUCGAAAAUGGUGAUGGUUCUGGCUGCUACCAAUUUCCCAUGGGACAUUGAUGAGGCUUUACGAAGGAGAUUAGAGAAAAGGAUAUACAUAGCCUUACCUACAGCUGCUGGAAGAGCUGAACUGCUUAAGAUAAACUUACGAGAAGUUGAGUUGGAUUCUGGAGUAGACUUGGAUGUCAUUGCUGAGAGAAUUGAGGGGUAUUCUGGUGCUGAUAUAACUAAUGUUUGCAGAGAUGCCUCCAUGAUGGCCAUGCGCAGGAGAAUCCAGGGCUUAACUCCAGAACAGAUCCGUGCACUGCCGAAGGAUGAACUACAGAUGCCUGUGACAAUGGCAGACUUUGAUUUGGCAUUAAAGAAAAUCUCAAAAUCUGUUUCUGCAGCAGAUCUAGAGAAAUAUGAAAAAUGGAUGGGCGAAUUUGGUUCUGCUUAAUGAAUUUAUACGUGUAUGUGUUAUUGAUUACACUGGUACUUUGUGUAGGUUUUAUUUUUACUCCUUUUUUGAUAUUGGCCAAUCACGCUUCACGUUUUUCACUUGAAGACCUAUACUAUGUUUCCUCCAUGGCGCAACCUCAGAAUAUUUGUUUUUUAAAGUUAGAAAAUAACCUUUUGUUUAUUAAAAUGUGACUAAUUUUAUUCCUAUCUUUGAUAUCCUUUACUGAACUGUGGGUGUCUUAUAUCUAUUGUGUCUGUGUUGAUUGUUGCAAUGAUAAUCUAGUUCUCAUUUUUAAAGUGCAAACAAAAAAAAAUGAGUAAUUGAACCAGAAUGGUUGUAAUGGACAAAAACUGCAUGUUUGGAAUGUGAGGCCCCAACUAAGUCGAUGAACAGAAAUGUAUUUUAAAUUUAAAGUUUGAACUCCGACCAAAAACAAUUUUUGGACAUUUACACUGUAAAAAUAAAUUGCCACUAAUCAA
Molecule: messenger RNA, 2348 nt
Organism: Rana temporaria (common frog)
Lineage: Eukaryota; Metazoa; Chordata; Amphibia; Anura; Ranidae
Gene: KATNAL1
Product: katanin catalytic subunit A1 like 1
Exons: 11
Coding region: 397-1866 (489 amino acids)
Biological process (GO): microtubule severing
Cellular component (GO): microtubule; microtubule cytoskeleton
Molecular function (GO): ATP binding; ATP hydrolysis activity; microtubule binding
Source: RefSeq, a predicted model, not a curated record